GAAGGUGAGAGGGUGUGUGUGUGUUUGUGUGUACGUGCCAUCAAACACAUCUGUUUUGUGUUUAUACGAGCAACUCAGUCAGAACGAAACUCCAUUUACAACACAACUUCAUAAGCAGGUGAAAGAUGUCCGGAGGGUUUAUUAAAAUGCUGAAGAAAAGGAAGGAGCUAAUUCCUCUGAUUGGGAUUGUUGGUUGUGCCGCACUCGGAGGAAUGACAGCCUCCGUUUACUUCCUACUGACCAAAUCGGAUGUCAUUUUAAACAAGACAGGAAACCCAGAGCCAUGGGAGACAAUAGAUCCGUCCAAACCACAGAAGCUGAUGUCGAUUAACCAGCAGUGGAAACCAGUGGAGGAGCUGGAACUGGUGAAGAAACUGACCAGAUGAUCUCCUCUGCUGAACCGCUGCACUCUCAGGACAUUUUAAAAGCUUCUGCUAAAACAAGAAAUGUAACUUUUGCACUGUAAAAAUCACUCAGAACUUGAAUAAACUCAAAGAAACUCUG
Molecule: messenger RNA, 504 nt
Organism: Pimephales promelas (fathead minnow)
Lineage: Eukaryota; Metazoa; Chordata; Actinopteri; Cypriniformes; Leuciscidae
Gene: coxfa4l3
Product: cytochrome c oxidase associated subunit FA4L3
Cellular component (GO): respiratory chain complex IV
Source: RefSeq, a predicted model, not a curated record